Emys orbicularis (European pond turtle) is the source of this 520-nucleotide messenger RNA. It is a transcript of the gene NAA38, whose product is annotated as N-alpha-acetyltransferase 38, NatC auxiliary subunit. Gene Ontology annotation, cellular component: NatC complex. The coding region runs from base 1 to 375 and encodes 124 amino acids. Lineage: Eukaryota; Metazoa; Chordata; Testudines; Emydidae. Gene Ontology annotation, molecular function: RNA binding. The transcript has 3 exons. The record is from RefSeq and is a predicted model, not a curated record.
AUGGCGGCGCCGGCCGGGCAGCGCGAGGAGAACGGGUGCUGCGGCCGCGGCCCGCACGGGGGCGGGGGGAGCCCCGCGGACUCGGACGGGGAGGCGCCCGACUCCCCCUACGCCCGCGCCCGCCACAAGCUGGAGACGCUGCUCAACAGGAACAUGCGGAUCCGCAUGACGGAUGGACGGACGCUCGUCGGCUGCUUCCUCUGCACCGACCGUGACUGCAACGUCAUCCUGGGCUCCGCGCAGGAGUACCUCAAAGCCAGCGACUCCUUUGCGGCCAGCGAGCCGCGCGUGCUGGGCCUGGCCAUGGUCCCCGGCCACCACAUCGUCUCCAUCGAGGUGGAGCUGGAGAACCUGGGCAACCCCCAAUACCUGUGAGACGCGCCCGGCGCAGGGACCUGCCCACGGGGCGCAGCCGGGCACCGGGACGGGCAGCCGGGCCUCGCUCUGCGCAUUAAACCUGGGGGGACCCCGUGCAGCCGCCGCGACCUCCUUUGUGCCACGCGGGUCUCGGCGUCACAGC